Messenger RNA from Menidia menidia (Atlantic silverside), 3396 nucleotides. The record is from the annotation of a GenBank genome assembly. NCBI's taxonomy places the organism in Eukaryota, Metazoa, Chordata, Actinopteri, Atheriniformes, Atherinopsidae.
CUUGAUUCAACGCACUAUAUUUGGCUAGAAGGUGUUAAUCCCCCACAACGAUAAUGAGGCUAUUAAUAUGCUGAAUGACGAAGAGGUCUUCAGGCGUUUGAGGGUUUGAGCCUGUUUCUUUAUAGGAUGCUGUUGUUGAUUGGCAGAGGGAUGCACCCUCCUCGACACCUGUUGUGCUCCCUUAAAGCCACGCAGGGCUGCAUGCAUCGCGCCGUGUCAUCAGCAGCGCCUGCAUCCUCACCGGGGCAUCAACACACAAAGGCUUGUUGUGUAACUAACUGAGGGGCUUUAUUGUUGCGGCGGGCAAAUGCGCAUUAAGGGUUACGGUUUGUGUGGUUAUGUUCAUUAAGACAUUCCUGCGGGGAUUGGGGCGACAGUGAGAGGGGGCUUUACAUAAUAAACUGCAUGCUUUUCACGUGAAAUACCCCUUUAAAAGCGGGCUCUGUACAGUCACAUAGAGGCUCAUCGUAAACGCACGGACUGAGAGGAGUGAGAAGUCGCGUGACAGCUGCAAUUUGUUGUGUCAAAUCGGCGCCGGGAUGGUCUCGUCUUACCCUUUACCGGAGGGCUUCUCCGAGUUCGAUGUGUUUUCCCUGGGAUCGUGUCUGCUGGUGGAGGGUCUGUUGGGCUUCUUUCUAAAUGCGGUGACAAUCGUUGCGUUCCUCAAAGUGAGAGAGCUGAGAACCCCCAGCAAUUUUCUAGUGUUCAGUUUAGCGAUGGCUGAUAUCGGCAUCUCUAUGAACGCGACCGUGGCUGCUUUCUCCAGCUUCCUGAGGUACUGGCCCUACGGCUCAGACGGAUGCCAGACUCAUGGCUUUCAGGGCUUCAUGACAGCUCUUGCCAGUAUUCACUUCAUAGCAGCCAUUGCCUGGGACAGAUAUCAUCAGUACUGCACAAGAACAAAGCUCCAGUGGAGCAGCGCCAUAACUCUGGCUGUUUUUGUCUGGCUUUUCACUGCCUUCUGGGCAGCCAUGCCCUUGAUUGGCUGGGGAGAAUAUGAUUAUGAGCCUCUCAGGACUUGUUGCACAUUGGACUACAGCAAGGGAGACAGGAACUAUGUGUCCUACUUGAUCCCAAUGAGCAUAUUCAACAUGGGCCUUCAGGUUUUUGUUGUCAUGUCCUCUUACCAGUCCAUUGCACAAAAGUUUAAGAAGACUGGAAACCCAAGGUUCAACCCCAGCACGCCUCUCAAGACGUUGCUAUUCUGCUGGAGUCCGUAUGGCGUCCUGGCUUUCUAUGCUGCAGUGGAGAAUGCCAACCUGGUCUCCCCUAAGCUCAGGAUGAUCGCACCUAUCCUGGCUAAAACCUCACCCACUUUCAAUCCACUCUUGUACGCUUUAGGAAAUGAGAACUACAGAGGUGGCAUUUGGCAGCUUCUCACAGGGGAAAAGAUUGAUGCUCCUCAAAUUGAUAACAAGUCUAAAUAAAACAAGCAUGCAAUAAUGACACACACUUACUGUCCUUGAUGUUUCUGUCUGUGAGUGUUGGUGCGUGUGGUGUGUCUCAAGCAGUGAUAACCAUGUCCCUUGUUUACACCUGUCCUGUAUUUGACCCCCCCCCUCCCCCCCGUGUUUCUGGAGUUGUGUAACAAAAAGAACAUGGCUGCUUAAAAACAGUGUUAGGAAAAAAAUUGUAAUUGUCAACCUGCGAAAAAUGGACUCGAUUCAACAUGUCCAAACGGACUCCUGGUUCGUUUCCUCAUCUAGUAAAUACAACGAAACACUGGAUGUGGCUGUUUUUGUAACCAACACGUGAUGCAUUUGUUUUUCCGUUUAAUGUAAUUUCCUCUAGUAAGUGAGGAAUGACUUUCAUUUUGAGUUCAUCGCACAAUUCUGUCAGCAGUAAACAGCUUUCAUUCACUAUGUCCAAAUACAAUCAUGCAAAACAUAGGGCUUUAAACCAAAUCAGAAGAUAUAAGUAUCAUUAAGUCUCCAUGGAAACAUCGAUGGAACUCAGGCUUUUGUCAGUUUAAGAGUAGUCCUCAUGCUAACAGGUCUGUAGCCAAGAUACAUUGAUUGUUUUUGUGUCAUUUUCACAGUUCGUCCUGCAAUUUUUUCUCAACAUUUGCGUCAGAUCAAGGAAGGAAUCGCUGGAAAUACCAUAAUUCAGUUUAACGAGUUAGGACGUUUUGGCCCUCGGCCUUAGAAACCAACAUCAAUGCAUUCCUUAUCAGUUGUUAUUCCUACCAUUGAAAUGCAAAAGUUCAUACAAGCAACUGAUAUCUCUCUAUGCACUUUGAGUGCUCUCUGUAUCCCAGGAAAAACUGCAAUAAUCCUCUAAACAAGAGGACCAUUCUUCAAUACACUGCCCCCAUGACAAGUUAGAGAUUAGUCAGUGGCUGUAGAUUAACGGAGCAUGCUUCUCAGCUCAGCUUUUGCAAUCCAAGUAUAAGGACAGGAGUCAGUGUGACAAUAAAACCAAAUUUGAUAACUUAGAAUUCAUUACUAUUAUUCAAUAAAGAAAAAUCAAGUUAGCAAAUUCCAGGUUUAUAUAGAUUUGAUGGUUCUUCCAGAGUCUUCACAAGAACUAUAAAACAGACACAUUUUAAUUUACCCUUUUAACUUUUGCAAGUCAUUGUGUAAAAGAAGUAGAUUUUUUUUUACAUCUGACGCUGUUUACAAACCUUACUUUAGAAACAGGAUGAAUGCUCUGAUAUUGAUUUUACUUGUAUUUUAAAACCACAAACUUACACAGUAAUUUACUGGUAUUUAUCUGGUUAUUAUAUAAUCAUAGAUUUUAAAGUAGGUUUAAAAAACCAAGUGUCCCUCUCUUUCUGACAUAUAUUUAGGAAUGAAAUCAUUGUGUGAAAGCUGCAGUGUUUCUGAGAUAAACUACAUCUUUGUAAGACCUUUUGACCUUAAAUUGGAUAUACUUUGAACACAUGAUACACUGAAAUGGAUGUCAUUUCUGUUUGGUGUAACUCACAUCUUUCAUCACACAACAUAAAUCCUCAUCACUACAAACUCAUCCACCCUCUGACUCCAAUGUAAAUGGCUUAAAAGUUUUAAGUCCCUUGAAAUCUUUACUAAGCGGUAACAUCUGUGCUUCUAAUGUUGGGCAGCCGAGCGACGAUGAUCCUGUUCUGUUCAGUGUAAUUACAUAUAUGUAUUGGUGGGUUUGGUGUAGUUAUUGCUCUGUAUGAAAUGCUGUAUGCACUGGUCGGAACUGAUCUUCUGUCAGCUGUUGGAAUGCUUUCUGUUUUCAAUGUACAAAAAGUGAUUCAACACAGAAUGUUUAAAUUGAAUAAAAAAGCACCAUGAGAAGAUCUAUCCAAACCUGCAAAUUUAAUAAAGAAUAACAAAAUAAUCAUUUUUGUCAAUUUUAGUUUUUAUUUUGAUCUAAACACUGUGUUCACGUACCACAUGCUAUCGUCAAUAGGUGAGGCUACAAAAUCCU